UUUGUUUCCAGCCUGUCUGAGGAGUGGACGUCGUUGAGGAGCUGCCAGCCAGCCAGGCAGGUGGAGCUUCUCCAUCCACUUCCACAGGUGAAGCCCCCACGGAAGGGACACAGGAGCGUGGACAGAUAUUUCCUUCAUUUUAAUGUCGGGGUGUCGCGUCUUUGCUAGAAUUAGCUGACAAGUCCAACCAUGACUUCGGUCUGGAAGCGGCUCCAGCGAGUCGGAAAGAAAGCAUCCAAGUUCCAGUUCGCUGCUUCGUUUCAAGAACUGAUAGUAGAAUGCACUAAUAAAUGGCAACCGGACAAAUUAAGAGUUGUAUGGAUCAGGAGAAACAGACGUCACAGCACAAAGCUCCACAGCUGGCAGCCGGGGAUUAAGAACCCCUACAGAGGCCUGGUGGUUUGGCAGGUUCCAGAGAGUUUAGACAUCACUGUCACACUCUUCAAGGAGCCUGCUGCAGAGGAGUUUGAAGACAAGGACUGGACUUUUGUUAUUGAAAAUGAGACAAAAGGCCACAGAAAAGUGUUGGCAUCGGCUGAUGUCAAUAUGAAGAAGUAUGCCAGUGCCACAUCGGCCCAGUAUGAUGUAACACUGAAGCUGAAACCACUGUCUGUGAAAGUAGUGGAAGCCACGCUAAAAUUGAACCUGUCUUGUAUUUUUCUCAAGGAGGGCAAGGCCACGGAUGAGGACAUGCAGAGUUUGGCCAGUCUAAUGAGCAUGAAACAGAGUGACAUUGGUAAUCUCGAUGACUUUAAUGACAGUGAUGAUGAAGCUAGCGAGGAGAGGAGGGCUAGUUUUGGAACAGGACAAGCUACUCAUUUUACUGCCUCUGCUCCCUCUUCUGCAAGAGUGCAUGAUCUGGCAUGGAGGCCUGCGGUUGAAACAGGCUCCACAGUAACCUCAGAGAUGGACUGGAAAAGGUCUUCUGGCAUUUCUUCCACCAUCUCGGCUCCAUCUCAUCCUCUUCUGCCUGAACCCCCAGACCCCUCUGUUCCGCCCUCCUUAUUGCGAACCCAAACACAACCACGGAACACUACCGAACAGGGUCAGCCCUCCCUUUAUGCCUACUCAUUGCCAGCCUUUACACGUGCUCACCCUCCUGUACUUCCCAAAAUCUUCCAGCCGAGUGGCAAAUCAGGUCCUCGAAGGCCCCAUAGCUUCCACAGUGACUCCUUUUCAGCCGAAGACUUGGAAGCCCAGGCUUUCUCUACUGUCAUCCCUCUUAAAGCCCUAUCCACAUCUUCUCUCUCCUCUGCACCCUCUGAUCCAUCUCUCCAUUCCUUUGCUUUCUCUGGCGCCUCACAAACAGUCUGUCCUAGUGCCUGGGAAGCACAACAUGUUCCUUCCGUUUCUCCUUCCUCCUCAUCACGUUCAGCUCCUCCCAGCUCCUUCCCUCUUAUACGUCCACCACCUCCUGAUCCCAGGCAGCGCAAAGCUCGCCCCACCUCUGUGGGCGAACCAGGCUCUGCCCUCACUAGACCCACCAGUCUGCCAUCUGCCCCUGAGACAGCUUCCUGGCAGUCUGAAUGGAGGCCUCCUAAAUCUCAGGCCCCUCUGGCACAGCCUGCCCUCUCUCCUAAGUUUUUGCAUCUCUCUGCCAAUGAUCCUGGACAACCUGCAGUGCUGCAGAAAAAGCAGAGAAUAGAGAUGCCAUCUUCAUCCUCUCUACCCACUGCUCAGUCUUUGGCUCUGAAACCCCUGGGAGGGUCUGGAGACGUUACUUCCUGGAGACCUCAGGUCACGUCUGCAGCAGAGAACCCCUCACCUUCUCCUCUAAGCCUUUCCUCUGCUCAUGUGUUCUCUGGGUCUUCUCCUCAGCCUCAUAUAUCCCAAACUGCCACUGUCUGGCCCAGUGAGCAGGUUGCAGAGUUCAAGAGACAGCUAAGCACACUGAGUGAAGAGGACAACCAAGGCACAACACGUCCAACCUCUGAUACACGACCCCCUGUCAGCCGGAGGCUAGGCAUGUCCAGAGCUUCAGAACGAAAAAGAGAUGCGGCAUUAAGAAGUGAAGCCGUAAAUGCCUCAGCAAGACCUGAGAGUAUGGCCACACUUCUGACCCCUAGUCCCAGACCGCCCUUAGCCCCAGGGUUAAAAUAUUGUGAGAUGCCAAAAACACAGAAGGAUCAAACAGAAUCCAGGCCAACAAGGACAUAUGCCAUCGUCCGGCCAGCACUUCCUCCCUUCACUUCGGCACCCAAGCAGAACCCUGAUUUUCAUGAUCCAGCAUCUACUUCAAUAAAGGAGCUUCUGGUUAAACCAAGAAGUCACUUGUCCCAGAUGUCCAUUCAGUUAGGGAAUCCAAUAGCUCAGCCAGAGCCUGCUCAGCCUAUAGCCCUUUCUCCUACCAACACACAACCUACUUUGACAUCACCUCAGGAACCCUUGUUGUACUUGCCUGAAAUGGCUACAAACUCUGACACAAAACUUAUAGGAGGAACAAUAGCCCUUAAAAAGGAAGCUCUAACUAUGAACUUGGGAAAUGAGAGCAUGGCUGCCUCAGUGUCAUCUUGUGUCAGAGAUGCAAAGUCUGCAAUCAGGACUGAAGAAAAGUGUGUGUACAUAUCUAAGGUGGAACUCGGCCCUUUGUGUCCAGGAGGGAAUUUUGUUUCCCAUUUACCAUCCACUGUACAACCUGAAACUCAGACUGGAGGAACAAUGAGAGUACCAAGCAUGAUCAAGUUGCUCACAAGCUGCCCACAAUGUUCCUGGAUCUUGGGCAUGGCGUCUUUACAUCAGUCACAAGUCAUAUCUUGGCCAGAUGAUGAGAGCUUAUUGUUUCAGAAGUUACCCAGUAACAUUAUGCCAUUACUCUUAUAUUCAGAUCAUAUCAGUUCACUUUUUAAGGGUAGUGCAGAAAUUGCAAAAAUGUUUACCGUAUCGUCCUGCCCCAAGUCAACCAGUAUCCCUGAAUUGCCAUCCACAUUGAAACAUGAGCCAAAUAUGACUGACUUUUUACCCACAUGCCCCAGAAUUUGCAGGAUUCCAGGUUUAGCCUCUGUUGUAUCAGUAACCAAAUAUGAAGAGAAUGUUUGGGACAGAUGUUCACUGUGGAAGAAACCGCUACAGAUAAAAGAAGCAUUUCCUUCACAUGUGUCCCGUGUUCAGGAACACACUGUCAGUAAUACCAAUAUGAUUGAAAUCAUGGUGGCCAUAUUGCCAACAUGUCCUAGAAAGGCUACUGUUCCAGGGUUUCCCUCUGCACCAUUGCAGCAGACUUCAAACACUACAAGCAUGGCCAGUCUUGUACCUACAUUUCCAAAACAGACAAUGAUUACAGGUAUGCCCGUUAAAGAAAGAGCUAUGGCAUUAAACGACAACUGCCACAUUCUGAGGGACUUCAGUUUAGAUAGAUCAUUACAAAGUAGCCCUGUUCUGCUUCAGGGAAAGUCACAGGAGGAUGAAAGAUAUAUCAAACAGUUGGACAGUAUGUUACCAUCUUGUCCUAGGCAGCACAACAUUCCUGGGAUUUCCACUUUGCCAUGCAAAGACCCCAGUAUGGCUAGUGUUCAGUUUCCACAAAGGCAAGAUUAUAGAAUGGCAGACUUUUUGCCUUCUUGUCCAAGAAAAGCCACAGUGAUUGGUUUACCCUCUAAGGAGCCAGUUGGUGAAGGCUUAGUUAUAACUGGACAUAUUUUAUUAAAGAAACUAUCUGGUAAAGGUGAUGUGUUGAUCCAGGAUACAUUCCCAGGGGCUGAUCAUGAGCCAGAUAAAAGAGAAAUAUUCAGUCCAGUGGCAAUGUUGCCCUCAUGUCCUGUGAGUUCUUGCCUUGUGGGUAUUCCUACGAGACCACAAAAACCAAUACCCAUUGUUGUCAGCCUUGUGGUUAUGUGCCCGAAACAGACCCAAAUUCCCGGAAUUGCAUGUCGAUAUCAGAACUUUUCACAAAACAAAGAUUGGCAUGUUUUAAGUGGAUUAAUUGACAAGUCAGCAGAGAAGAAUACUCAAGCGUGCAUUACUCAAUGGAUGCCAGAAGAUGCAGAAACCAUUAAAGAUAUGGUAAACAUGUUGAUAAGUUGUCCACCAAAAACUCAAGUGUUUGGUUUACCCUCAGCUCCACGACAAGAACCCAGUAUGGUAAAUAUAAUGCCCUCAUGCCCCAGACAUAGUGGAAUCCCUGGCAUCCCUUCAAAAGCUGGACAAAAAAUUGGUUUAUCCCGCUGUAUGGAAUGGUUUGCUUAUAGAAGCUUACGGUGGGAGACUCCAAUUUUCAAAAGGCUAUUGCUCAAUCUAAAUACUGUUUUGUGUUUUGAUAAAAGAAUGUGUGUAAUGUCACCCUCUUGUCCUGAGAAUGCCAGGAUACCUGGGUUUCCCUCUGCUUUGACGCUUACAAAUGAGUCAACUAUGGUAAAUUUAUUGCCUAGUUGUACAAAGGACUCUAGAGUUCCUGGAAUACCACUUAGAGACACCAACAAACAAUUUGAGUGGUACAUGGAAAGAAUGCCACUGCUAGUCCCUAGGGAGAAAUCUGUCGUCACGGUUUUAGAUGAUGUUAGUGUGUGCUAUCUUGACGGUGAAAUGAUUGUAAAAAUGGUGUCCAUAUUGCCCUCCUGCCCACGGACAGCCUGUUUACGAGGCUUUCCAUCGUUACCAUGUCAGAUGUUGGCAGAUGUACCAAGUAUGACAAGUCUGCUACCUACUUGUCCGGGUCAAUCCAGAGUUUGUGGAUUACCAUCUACUGUCUACAAUAAGUUAUAUGAAGAAGAAUGGAGCAUAAACAAAAGACCAGUAUGGGAACAGCCAUUAACAAAACCAGCAAGAUCAUCAGUAAUGCAAAACCAUAAGAUGCUUUUUAGAGAAAAUGCAGUUAGGAUUAUGGUAUCAAUGUUGCCAUCCUGUCCCAAACAUUCUAAUAUUCCUGGAAUUCCUUCUAAGGCAAGAGAGACAUCUGUGCAAGCUUACAUGAAAGAGGCUCCUACCAUGUUAAAAUCCUCAGCCACUUUUCCAAAACACUGUAAAAUUCCAGGUUCACCUGCACAGAAUAUGGCAAAAGAAUGUGAUGGCUGGUAUAUUGAUAGGGAUGUAGUUUGGGAGACCCAAUUUAAUAGAAGGUAUGGAGCUUUUUGCCAUGAUUAUACAGUUAAAGAACUGUCAUACAGGGAAAAAGAGAUAAUGCUGAGCAUACUUCCAUCUUGUCCACCACAAGCCAUGAACCCUGGAUUUCCAUCUGCUCCACGACCCCAAGCUGUUGAUGCCAUUAUUGAAAAAAAACAAGACAUGGUACAGAUGACAAUGGGAUGCCCAAGACAGUCAAAAAUCAUUGGUUUCCCUUCAAGAGUAUCAGUUUUUUCUGAUGCUGAAGUAGGCUGGCCAGUGGUGAUGGCAACGAUGCAAGAGUGCGGGGAAUUUAACAGAAAGUAUUGUUCUCCCUACCAUGAAAUAAUGAAGGAAGUGCUCUCUCUUGAACCUUCAUCUCCAACCAUUGCCCUUAGUUCCUGCUUCAAAGCAGCUUCCAUGUCUGAUGCAGACCAACUUCCAAAUAUGGCAAAUAUUGUACCAUCUUGCCCAAAGAAAGCAUCUGUUCUUGGGCUGCCCUCAACAAAUGUGCACCUUUUAGGACAGGGCUGGACAGUUAAAAUUCCCUUGCUGGUGGAGUCAGGAUCCCAAGAAAUUGUGAAGAAAAGACAAAAGUUGAUGAGUCAACAGCUAUCAUUGGAAGAACAACCUGUUUGCAAGGUCUCUGUCAGAGAGAGAUCCAUGCCGUUUAUGUUCCCUAGCCAAGAUUUUCCAGAGGAUGUGCAACAUAGGAUGGCCAUUGAGUCAUCAACCUCUCCUGAUAAAGACGCCGACGCAACAUCAUCAAAUUCUGAAAUCCAAGUGAAUCAACCAUCCUCUGGAGAUAAUAGGAUUGAGAUAUUGUUGGACGAGGCCAACCCAACCAGAUUAAACAAUGACACAAAGAAUACAAAAUCAGUUGUGCCCUCAUAUUCUGAGGUGCAUAAAGAUGAAAAGGGCUUUUGGAUACCAAUUAGGGAAGACGUAGAUGUUCUAGAAAAAGGAAAGUUGCAUUGCAGAAUGUGGCACUCCAUUCCUGACAUGCCACUAUUUUUGACUGUUAGGAAGAGCCCAAUGGGUCAGCAGUAUACUGAUAAGGGAGAUGCUACUGUAAAAGAAACAGAGACUACUGAAGUCAAUCUGGAGGAUCAUGUUCUUUUGCCUUUAGAGGAGCCAAAUAAAACUUCUUUUGUAGAGUCGAUUGAUGACAUUUCUACACAUUAUGAUACUGUGGGUCAAAAGUGUGGUAGAUACAGUGAGAGUGGAAAUGAAAACUUGGUUUUACCACAAUCAUCAUGCUCGAUUGUUACUGGUGCAGCAGGACUCCCAAGUCAAACCGAAAUAAAUCUUUCUGAACAGGAGUCACAAAAACAUCCUUCAAGUAGGAUCAUACAGUGGGAGGAACUACCAAAGGUUACCACAGAAAAAUAUCCUACUGACAGGAUCCUCCUAUGGGAGGAGCUACCAAAGGCAACUACGGAGGAAACUAGAAAAGCAUCAGAGCUGGAAAUGAUUGAAGAAACUGUUGGCACAGUUCCGUUGUUCCCUAGUGCUUAUACGAUGUUACACACUGAUGAUAAUGCUGUUGAUGAUGAAAUUAAAUCAACGACAGAUGCUGGAAGGGCAGAGCUCUUGCCGAUAUGCCCAACUGCUGGUUGCACAUUUAAAUUCCAUACUACUAUUAAAGAAACAAUUGAAUCCCCUCUGGAUAGGGAGUCUACUUGGAAUAAGCCUUCAAAGGAUAGUGAAAUUAUAACCCCCGAGUGUCCUCUUCAUGUUGAAAGACAUGUAGAUCCAGCAGAACAAAUGGUUUAUAAUAACUCGUCCAACCCUAGUGCACUGUGUGUGCCAUUUUAUGUGAAGCCUGAAAUUGACUACAAACAGUUCACUUUCUUGGAAACUUGUUCCAGUGUGGCAAAUGUUGCUGGCAUGCCAUCCAAAUUUCCUAUGAAUGAAGAGAAACACUGGUUUCAAGAUCGAAAGCUAAUUUGGCAGAAAUCGUCACAAAUUAAGGAAAUAUUACCACUGUGUACAUCAAAGGAGGAGGAUGAACACGACAGGCGGGCAAUGGUUUUACUGGCACCCUCUUGUUCCAAGGAAGCGAGAAAUCCAGGGUUUCCAUCCAUACCACAAUGCAGUGUAGUUUCUCAUGGACCAAGUGUGGUAGAUAUUUAUCCCUUUUGUUCAAAUGUAUCCAACAUACCUGGUUCAGCAUCUUUAAAAGAGAACACACCAUGUAUAUCUCAAGAGGAGCCAGUUUUGGACAAGGAAAUUAAAACUGGGCUUGGUAUCCAGACAGUGCCACCAAAAGAAACGGAUGAAAUGAAACAAAUGAGUGCCUUGGUACCGACAAAGCAUUCUUGCAUACCAGCUAUCACUUCAGUUCCACUAGCCACUACGUCACAUCACGUAUCAAAAGGGAUUAGCAUUUCAGGUUCUUGUCCAAACGCCUCUCAAAUUGAAGGCAUUCCAUCAUUAGUGGGACAUCAUUUCAGCAAGACUUGGGCUACAGAUUUCAAGCCCUGUGUAGUAACACAACCAAAAAUGAGUGAAGUCAUGAUUAAAGAUGGACCUCAACUUAAUGAAAUAGAGACCAUGUCAUCUUUAGCCCUAACUUGCCCGCAGAAAUCCUCUAUACCUGGAUUUCCAUCUGCUCUUGAAACUACCAUAAUCUAUAAUGUGUCCAAUUGGGUUAAUCUCCUUCCAUCUUGCCCGACUGUCUCAAGUAUGGCUGGCUUUCCAUCACUCCAGAAUGCUGACAGCAAAGACUGGAACACCACUCAUCUGCCAUUAUGGGAGAAGCAAAUUAAUGAGUCUGUAUUACCACUGGAGGAUAAUAAAAUAGACGACAUCUUGAAAGGAGCUGUUUCUCUUGCACAGAGUUGCCCAAGACAGUCUCACCUCUCUGGAUUUAGUUCUGUACUGAAAUCCCGAAUGAUUAAUGUUGACAUGACAAAUAUGGUCAGUCUUUCAAAUUCAUGCUCGAAAGUGUCACAAAUAGCAGGAUUUCCAUCAUGUCAUAAUCCACAAGAGUGGACAACAAGCAAGGAGCCACUGUAUGAACCAAAGAUGAAAGAAGAGCAGGUGUCCUGUGACAUAUGUGAAAGAGAAAAGAAAACAGAGAAAGCAAUAAUUUCUCUUCUGCCAUCCUGUCCCAAAGUGUCAAGUAUUCCUGGUUUCCCAUCGGUUCCGCAUCCCAAAAUUGUGUAUUUUGCCCUAAAUGCAGUCAACCUCCUUCCUUUGUGCCCUCUAAUUUCUACUAUCCCUGGAUUUUCAUCAGUUGAAGGACACAAGCAAGAAGGAUGGGCUUCUGAAUUGGGUUCAUUGAUGCACAGGCCACAAAAGAACAUCCAGUUCAGGAUUAAACACUCUGCAAUUUACAUAGACGAACCAAGCUACAUGCUUCCUCUGGCUCCCUCUUGCCCAAGAGCAUCAGUAAUUCCAGGAAUCCCAUCUGUUCCCCGAUACAGUAUUCUAAGUCUCAUAUCUGUUUGCCCCAAAGUAUCUGGUUGCCCAGGAUUUGCGUCCUAUGAUGACGGCUCCGAAUUUGGAUGGAUUUUUGAUUCACACACUCUGUAUGUUAGUCUUCCAAAAGAGACCGUUUUUGUGAUUGACGAUCCUAAACAAGAUGGACAAACUAUGAAGAAAAUGUUAGCCUUAGCACUAUCUUGCCCAGAAGCAUCCAGGAUCCCUGGAUUUCCCUCCAAACCUCAACUGAAAUCAAAGCUUGAAUCCAGUAUGAUCAAUUUUGCACCGUGCUGCUCCACCGCUUCACGUCACGAAGGAUUUGCAUCCAUGACUAUAGUCCCAAACAUAAAGUGGCUAAGUGGAACAAAGCAACUUUUAAGAAAACCUCAGAAGAAGAGGGCAGAACUAUUUAUGUCACACGCUGGACCAGAACAACCACACUGCUACAACAUGAAAAGCAUGCUGACAUUAGUGACAUCCUGCCCAAAAAAGGCCAGAGUAUGUGGCUUUCCUUCUGCUCAAAUUAUAAAUAGACCACCAGACAUGAUCAGCUUAUGCACAUGUGCUCCAUGUGUUUCAUGUGUCCCAGGAUUUCCAUCAUUAAGAAUGCUUAACUAUGAAAGUAUAAAUAUACAAACUAGGACAACAAAGAACGAGAUCUUGUUUGAGAAGCUGCAGAUUGAAAAGAUUCUUAUUGCAAAUUUUCCAGCAAAACAAGAACAUAAACAAGAGGAAAUGAAGGGCAUGGUAGCAAUGGCUUCAUCAUGUCCACAUCUGACUCAAAUUCCUGGACUUCCCAGUGUUUCACACUUAAAUCCAACAUUGCUACCUUCUGCGGAAAAGCAUACAUUGCAAGAAUUUCCAAUUGAACAGUUAUGUCCCAAAGACACAACAAUUCCUGGUGGCCCUUCUGCAGCUGUUAGCUGUCACAGUACAGAGCUUGCAAAUGAUAACAAGGUCAAAGGUGCUGCAAAGCAAAACAUAGAACUUUGUGUUGAUAACGGAAAAUCACAAGUAGAGAGGGCACAAGGAAAGGAAACCCAAACUGUGAAGAAAACAGUGGACACAUCAGAACCAGUGGGUGUCUUGGGUUGGGAAGUACUGGAGGCAGAGGGAACAAUAACAGAAAAACAAGCAGACUCUUCUAUGUCAGCAAAGGAAGAACAGACCUCUGGAUUAGUAAAGACUAUUGUAGAUGUUUUCCACAAAGGUUAUGAAACAGUAGCAUCCAUUUUGGGGCCAUCUAGCUUGGCUUUAGCUGAAGUUGAUCACCAACCCAAGGCUGUCUCUUCUAUGGGUCUAAACGACAAGACAGUUACCCCUUCGGAUGAGUUUUUUCCAGAGUUCACAGAUACAUCUACAGCCUUACAGAAGACAACGGGCAAGUUUGAAGACAUUCAGACCACACUUGUUAAAUAUCCAACAAGUGUUGAGCCUUACAUGCGGGACUUGGUAGAUGAUCGAUCGUCUCCAUUGCCAGCUACCAAUAAUGAUGAAGGGUUUUCAGUUUGUGCAAGCAUGAAGAAAUGGCCGCCACUGACAGAGGCAGAUAUCACUGAAAUAUCAAAACAAGAAAAUAAACAAGUAGAGGAACAUGAGGCCUCCCUUGGUCAAUGGUGCCAAAAGGACAGAUUACUCAAAGGGCAAGACUCUGAGGUAGAGACUGAAGUAGAACAGGGUGAGGUUAGAACAGUGUUGACUUCUUCCGGGCUGGACAAAGGCCCCCAACAAAACAUGUUGGAAGAAAUUUCAGCUACAUCCCUGCAGCCUACACCAAAUGACCCACUUACAAAUACCAAUAAACUCUGGCACAAACCCUCAGAUGAUCAAAACAUUAGUCCAGUUACAGCACAAGCUGGCAUUGCUGUCCCUCAGCGAGGCAGACAGCUGAAGCGAAAAGUUCAAGACCCUCAACAGAAAGGCUGUGAUCAAGAAGGAGACACUGUUCCUGUCCGGCCACUCAGAAGGAAGCACAGCCUAACAACAGAUCGCAAACAACAAGUUGAUGUCUUGUCUGUCAAGUGCCUCCCUGAAGUUUUUCCAGUUCAGUCUGUAAAGGAAACUGCUGCUGCUGAGAUACUUCCUACACCAUCUGCCACUGACCAAGCCCCCUCUUGCAACAUAAAGAAAGCAGACAGCAACGUUCCUCUAGGUGUACCCCAGAAUGGUCAUCAAAUUGAAAGUGUUAACGCUCAAGUGACAUCUUCCACAGAUGACUAUAAACACAAAGGGGAAGCUGAAUCAGUGCAAACAUCCAUGGAUGUCAUUCCUCCUCCUCGUCUGAAAAGAAGAGACGAUAGUUUGUCACCUGGAACUCGACAAAAAAAUGCCCCUUACAAGGCACUGAUGUCUGUCACUACUACAAAACAAUCUGUCCCAAUAGUUCAUGAUCGACAUGAUUUGAAAGCUACAGUUAGUUCUGUUUUGGAAACAGAUCUUGUUAUUUGCCAACCUUGUGAGAGAAGACCUGAUGUCUCAGGUAGCCUUGGACCAUUACUGAAUAUUGAUAAACCCAGUCAAACAGCCAAUGACACAAGCUCCUCACAAAUGACAGAAGAAAAAGAUUUUGUAUUAAAAGAACAUUCUACAGAAGCUGAUUUGGUUAGGAGUGCAUCCCUACAGACAGACACAGAAUUGGUUUGCUCAACGGAACAAGAAGACGCCUCUUGUCCUCUGGAAUGCCCCAAAAAAGAUACUAAUGCAUCUAUCCAGUCUCCAUCUCACAAAAUUCAACCCUCAGAAACUAAAGAAAUUAAGAGAAUCAGUCCAAAGUCAGAUAUAUUUCAUGUUGAGCAAACUGCUCCCCUUUCAAUCAUUAAGAAGAUUCGUCUUCCUCAACGUGGCAAGAAGAUGCCUUCAAGCAAAUCUGUCGGAACUAGCCCUGACAAGGGAAUUGUGGCACAAAAUGUACAUGUUACAAACAAGGAGACUAUUACACUGACCCAGUCCAACACAAAAGUGGAUAAUAUGAGAGAAAUAAAAUGGCCAACGAUAGCUGAUGACACAUGUGUUGGCACAAAUGAUAUCACAUCUUCUCAGAAAUCAGAUGUGGACGCAGGAAGUGACAAAUACACAACUCAUCCUAUCCCAAGGCCUCGUGUGAGGAAACAUCUCAGUGGCUCAUUCCCAGAUGACUGUAUAGCUACAGAGAGAGCAUCCCAGGUCUCCAGUGGAGAGGAGGCACAAGCAACAAGACAAAAUGAACCUAUGUCCACUUCUACAAGAACUAAUGGAUUAUCAGUAGAGACACAGAGUAAAGACAUUUUGUUUCUGUCUCCAGCUGACCAGUCUUCUACAUCUAUAGAAGAAGUGACUGGUGUACAGUUGAGGAGAAGCAGAUUUUCAGUUGAGAAAACUGUUCAAAAAGAAGAUAAUGAGACUUCAGAGAAAACACCAAGACCCUCAAGCUUGCCUGUACCAAAACCAAGAGUAAAGAAACGUCUCAGUGAUUUGUUUCCAUAUGACUCUGCAAUUUCUGACUCAUCACCUUUCUGCCAGUCAGACACUGUAGCUGAUACCGGUAAACCUACAAUGGUUUUACAACAUGAACAGUCAAGCUUGCCUGUCCCAUUGCCUCGGGCCAAGAAACGCCUUAGUGCAACUUUUUCAGAUAGCGCACAACCUGUAGAGAGUUUAGUUUCCACAGAAAUGGAAUUGCCUCAGACAAACCUAAGUGAUAAAACUGUCGCUAGUAAGGAAACAAAGGAAGGCUCAACAUCACUGGAUUCAAGUAUCAUCUCUGAAGGAGAUUUUGUUGCAAUCCACGGUGAAGAUGAUGUUUCAUUGGAGUUGGAAAGGGACGUGCUUGCGGCAAAAGAGUUUUCUGAGUCACACUCUGUAGAAGAUACUGAUGAAAUCAUUGAAGGCUGGACCUUUACGGAUGAAUUUGUUUCAGAUGACUUGAAGAAAGCUACAGAGAUGAUUUCAGAGGAGGUUCACAUUGAAAAAGUCCUGGAAGCAGAGGUUGAUAGGCCACUUGCUUCAACUGUUGAUUCCUCUCAGGAUGACUGGCUGCAUGUAGAGAAUGAUAAAGACAAUGAACUAAUGGAAAUAAACGUAAGGAAGGAAAGGGAUGAAGAAUUGGACUUUGGCUUUGUUUCUGUAGAUGUAGGUUGUUCAGAGAAUCAAAGACAAAGGGAGAGUAGAGAAGAAUCUUCAGGUCUAUCUGUACCUCAUGGCAAGAAGCGUUUGAGUGGUUCUUCUCUAGAUGACAGAAAGUCCCAAGUUUCUCCCCUCCAAACAAAUGAAUCAACAAUGCCUCAGAAAAGACCUGCAGUUGGGGCUGCCUCUCCAGAUAAUCUAUCAGCCAAUCCCAACUUGGUGAUGUCCAGUCAGUCUCUGCUGGAAUGGUGUCAGGAGGUCACACAGGGUCACAAGGGAGUAAAGAUCACCAACUUUAGCACCUCCUGGAGGAAUGGUCUGGCCUUUUGUGCCAUCUUAAAUCACUUCCACCCAGAAAAGAUUAAUUAUGAAAUGCUGGAUCCAUAUGACAUCAAGUACAACAACAAAAAGGCCUUUGAUGGCUUUGCCGAACUUGGCAUUUCCAGGCUAAUGGAGCCUUCAGACAUGGUCAUGAUUGCAGUACCUGACCGCCUCAUCGUCAUGACGUACCUCAACCAGAUCCGCACCCAUUUCACUGGCCAACAGCUCAGUGUGCUGCACAUAGACAAGAACAGCAGUGAGUCCAGCUAUGCAGUUGCAGGGGAAAAGGAGAGCCAAGAGGACCCAGAGGCAACUGUUCGCUACUGUGCCCAGCGGCUCCAGGAGGAGGGUAUAACUCUUGAGACUAAUGGGAAUGUAAGCACUGCAGACAAGGAGAGUAAAGCCAGUAAGGAUGUGGUGCCACCUCCCAGAGCGAAAUGGUUGCAGGUUGCAGGGGCAGGUGGAGCUCAAUCUCCAGUGGCACCACCAAGGACUCAUUUCCUGUCUAAGUCAGGCUUCUCUCAUGUCAAAGACGCUGAUCUGGUCAAGAAACGUAGGUCACAGCGCAGGAGUGGGUCAGUAGAAGGAGCAGACAUAUCAGUGGCUGUUGCAGCACCAGAAGACCAGGGCAAGACAGAAACUGAGAGAACAGACGAUGUGGUCGAAGAGGAAAGGCCAGAAGGCCAGGAUCCCAGCCAGUAUGUGCUGAAUCAGAUGGAAGCCCUGGAAGCAGAACAAAAUCAUAUUGAUACCAGAGCAGGUGUGGUGGAGAGGAAACUCAGACAGUUACUGGAAACAGGCAGUGACAAGGUGGAGGAGGAGAGACUGAUUCAGGAAUGGUUCACGCUGGUCAACAAGAAGAAUGCUUUAAUCCGGAGGCAGGACCAUCUGCAGCUACUGUUGGAAGAACAAGACUUGGAAAGAAGAUUUGAGCUGUUAAACAAAGAGCUGAGGGACAUGAUGGCAAUUGAAGAGUGGCAGAAGACUCAGGUCCAUAAGCACAGAGAGCAGCUGCUCCUUCAGGAACUAGUGUCACUGGUCAACCAGAGGGACGAACUGGUCCACAAUAUAGAUGCCAAGGAAAGAGGAGGUCUGGAGGAGGACGAGCGCCUCGAACGUGGCCUGGAGCAACGCAGGAGAAAGUAUGCUAAACAGCAGAAAGAGAAGUGUGUGAUGCAGUGACUCUAUAAACCCCGAGCCCUCAAACACUGGAUUACCGGUCUGAAAGAAAGUGGUCAAAGGAAAUGAAAAGACUAGUCCAAGACUUGACAGUUGAACACGAUCCUCUAUGACGUGCUGUCAUAUUGAUUGGUGUGGCUUUAAGUUAACAGUAAGGGGACAUUUUGCUCAAACUUGUCACCACAGCUGAUCCGAGGAGAGUACUACCCCUGAAGAAACACUAAAACAGUAUGGGCUUGCUGAGUAUUUCCACUGAUGACUCAGAUGUUCUAGAACCAAAGUUGUACUCUGAUAAGGGUCAGUCACAGAAUGUUUAGGUUCUGUAUCAACUGAAUUGUUAGAUUUUUGGCUUGCUCUCCUUUUUCAGUGGUCAGAAUGUGGUACCAGGCUCUAUUUUAUGACCUGAAGAUCAAAGCCAUCUGGGUAGUAUCGUUUUCACAUAUAUACACUUUCAAACAUUAUAGGAUGCUUAACACAAAGGAAUGCCAAGCCAUUCAGCAGAGGAGGUGUCAGUGCCAUUUGCUUUGCAGUUUCUUUAGUGUUUUUUUUCUGUUUUUAAGCACUGUUGUUGUAUGUUGUGAUCAUGAAUGUAAGUUGGGUUGGAAACUGGAAAUGUUGGGUACAAACAAAAACAGUCUAGGCUAGGGCUAACAGAGGUUGAUGGUCUGAAGACUGACAUUAUUACUGAUGUGAUGCAUUUAUAACUACCAUACAAAUGUCUUUGUUGCUCUUAUUAGCAGGACAUUGUAAUAAGAUGACUGAAAAAUAUUUCAAGUUCAUUUUUCCAUUGGUCUAAGGAUUUGGUAAAUUUAGGCUUAAAGGACUAAUGUGUAAGAUUUAGCGGCAUUUGGCAGUUAAGGUGCUGAUUGCACACAACCAAAUGCGCCACGCCUAACCCUCUCCUUCCAAGUGUGUUCAAGAAAUUACUGUGACUGCUUAAAACGCAAAAGGCUACCAGUGUUUGGUUUGUCUGUUCUGGGCUACUGUAGGAAGAUGGCAGAGGACUUGCUUUGUAGAUGCUCAUUGUAAGGUAAUGAAAACACAGAAAUUUGUACUUACAGGGGAUUAUAUACAACUGAAAAAAAUAAUUAGGAAUAUUUUAUUAAAUUUUUGCCAAUAGGUCCCUGUUGAACUGGACCUUUAAAAAAAUGCCUAAUCAUUACGUAAGGACAUGGUCCAGGCUAUGGUCAUUGUGCAACUCAGACUUCUAACUAACUCAUUCGUUGGAUUAAUUUAAAGUUUUAUUAUUUAUUCAGAUAUACCACCUGGAGAAGCAGAGACAAGUAUGCCUGCUUCUUUGGGAAGUACUUUUACCAAAGCUAGCCACCUUUAUUAUUGCAGCUUUUGACUUCCAUCUGUGCAGAAAUUAUCAUCACAGUCCAGUUACAUUUAAACUCCGUGUAAGCUGUUAAUGAAACUAACAUUUCUGAGACUUAAGAUAAGAGAUUUAGUUAUCCUUCAGGAGGAAAAUGAGGAUUUGUUUUAAGUAUUGAAACACUUUCACUGAGUCCUCCCUUUUAUUUUACUGUACAAGCCAAAUAUUCCUGACCACAAUAUUGAUAUUUGCUAAAAGUAAAUUGACAUCUUCAUUGAUUUGACUGAGAAAUGCAGCCUCUUUUUGUUUCUCUUCUGAAGAGUUUUUACUUAAGUAAAAAAAAAUUUUGUGUGUGUGUAAAAGUUUGCAGUUUCUUGUCAUCCAGAUGGUUGUAGCAGUUCUGACCACCAGAUGUGUGAUUGUGUUACAGCUUGUCAGAAAGAUUGCAGUUGGAAAGUUUUCAUUUGUGGCUUUUAUGUAACAUUUGCACUAUUUGUAAAGUUUGCAAAAUACAAAAUACCUUUACGCAUCA
Molecule: messenger RNA, 15911 nt
Organism: Amphiprion ocellaris (clown anemonefish)
Lineage: Eukaryota; Metazoa; Chordata; Actinopteri; Pomacentridae
Gene: ehbp1l1a
Product: EH domain binding protein 1-like 1a
Exons: 34
Coding region: 190-14067 (4625 amino acids)
Molecular function (GO): protein binding
Source: RefSeq, a predicted model, not a curated record